UAUAUGUGAAUGUGAAUGCUUGAGUUUAGUUGAAUAUGUCUUUGUCUGUUCUCUCUAAACACUACCCUUCCUGGUAUAUUCCCUCCCACCCCAUUGAAAUUUUCUGUUGAUAUUAUAUGCAUUAAACAAGUCACAUAAUCACACUUGACGCGUUUCAACCCACCAUGUCUUCUACUUAACAUUAACUAAUCAUCAUCAUUGUUUAAUCAACUUUCCUGAUCAUUUCCAAGAACACUACUUCUCUGUUCUCUGACUUCUCUCCCAUUUUUUGAUACCAAUCCAUCUGCUAAGUUUCUGUAUUUGUCACGGCAAUCCAUUGUUCAUGGGGCAAGAAACUAGGAGACUUGCCGACGAGUAUGAGGUAGCUGAGGUUUUAGGGAGAGGAGGAUUUUCAGUAGUGAGGAAGGGGAUAAGUAGAAAAGAAGGUACCAGUGACAAAAACAAUGUUGCCAUCAAAACACUCAAGAGACCAUUUGGGGGUUCUUCGUCUUCCUCAUCCAAACAAUCUUCAGCCAAUAUUGGUUUGAGGCAAGGCUUCCCUGUCCCAACUAGGAAACAAGUCUCGCUAUCUAAUGUUUUGCUCACAAAUGAAAUCUUGGUCAUGAGGAAGAUAGUUGAGAAUGUCUCGCCUCAUCCGAAUGUGAUUGACCUCUACGAUGUGUAUGAAGAUGAGAAUGGGGUUCACCUUGUGCUGGAGCUUUGUUCAGGAGGGGAACUCUUUGAUAGGAUUGUGAAGCAAGAGAGGUACUCUGAGGCAGGGGCUGCAGCUGUGGUCAGGCAGAUUGCACAAGGUUUAGCUGCUCUCCACAGAUCAAAUAUAGUUCAUAGGGAUUUGAAGCCUGAAAAUUGUCUAUUCUUAAAUAGUAGUGAUGAUUCUCCUCUGAAGAUCAUGGAUUUUGGGCUCAGCUCUGUCGAGGAGUUUACUGACCCUGUUGUUGGCUUGUUUGGUUCCAUUGAUUAUGUCUCACCAGAGGCACUUUCUCAGGGACAAGUAACUUGUAAAAGUGAUAUGUGGGCUCUUGGUGUAAUCUUGUAUAUCCUUCUAUCCGGGUACCCACCGUUUAUUGCUCAGUCGAAUCGGCAGAAGCAGCAGAUGAUAAUGGCGGGAGAAUUCAGCUUUUAUGAGAAAACUUGGAAGGGAAUAUCCUUAUCAGCGAAGCAAUUAAUAUCAGAUCUCCUCAAAGUUGACCCUGAAAAGAGACCUAGUGCUCAAGAGCUUCUAGAUCAUCCAUGGGUUGUAGGUCUUUCAGCCAGAGAGGAUCAAAUGGAUGCUGAGAUUGUCUCACGACUGCAGAGUUUUAAUGCUCGACGCAAACUCCGUGCUGCAGCAAUAGCUAGUGUGUGGACAAGUUCCAUUUUCUUGAGGACAAAGAAGCUCAAAUCACUACUAGGGUCUCAUGACCUUAAACAAGAGGAAAUCCAGAAUCUGAGUCUGCAUUUUAAGAAAAUAUGUCAAAAGGGUGAUAAUGCGACGCUGUCUGAGUUUGAGGAGGUGCUGAAAGCAAUGAAAAUGUCAUCACUGGUUCCUUUAGCACCCCGUAUUUUUGACCUAUUUGACAACAAUAGAGAUGGAGCAGUAGACAUGCGAGAGAUACUCUGUGGUUUCUCUAGUCUCAAGAAUUCACAAGGAGAUGAUGCUCUCCGCCUGUGCUUUCAGAUGUAUGAUACAGAUAGGUCGGGAUGCAUCAGUAAAGAAGAAGUGGCAUCGAUGCUCAGGGCUUUGCCAGAUGACUGCCUUCCAACUGAUAUUACAGAACCGGGGAAGUUGGAUGAAAUUUUUGAUCGAAUGGAUGCCAACAGUGAUGGGAAAGUUACAUUUGAUGAGUUCAAAGCUGCCAUGCAGAGAGACAGCUCUCUCCAAGAUGUAGUCCUCUCCUCUCUUCGGCCACUGUAGCUAGUCUUCCCGUCAUCAAACUUUCAUCUUUUAAGUUAAAGAGGAAAGGUGAAGAACAAUAUCAAGAUGCUCGAAAAGUGAGAUAAAUGCUAAAUUUUGCCGUGAAAUUUAAAUUUCAAUCUAAUUUGUUUAAGAAUAAAUUAGUAAAGAUAAUUUGGGGUAGCCAAUUGAGAAAUGAAAAGAUCCACACAUGUGUUUUAAAAUGUUAA
This is a messenger RNA of Argentina anserina (silverweed cinquefoil), 2103 nucleotides long. RefSeq names its product calcium and calcium/calmodulin-dependent serine/threonine-protein kinase-like. The coding region runs from base 323 to 1894 and encodes 523 amino acids. Gene Ontology annotation, biological process: protein autophosphorylation; intracellular signal transduction; peptidyl-serine phosphorylation. The transcript is spliced from 7 exons. Gene Ontology annotation, molecular function: ATP binding; calcium ion binding; calmodulin binding. Gene Ontology annotation, cellular component: nucleus; cytoplasm. NCBI's taxonomy places the organism in Eukaryota, Viridiplantae, Streptophyta, Magnoliopsida, Rosales, Rosaceae. The record is from RefSeq and is a predicted model, not a curated record.